Molecule: messenger RNA, 1561 nt
Organism: Eucalyptus grandis
Lineage: Eukaryota; Viridiplantae; Streptophyta; Magnoliopsida; Myrtales; Myrtaceae
Product: acyltransferase-like protein At3g26840, chloroplastic
Exons: 8
Coding region: 633-1502 (289 amino acids)
Cellular component (GO): membrane
Source: RefSeq, a predicted model, not a curated record
GGUUAUAUUAGUUUUGAUGAAAGAAGAAUCAAAUCUGGGGGUCGAUGUCCAUUUUAGUACUAGAUGAGUAAAGAAGACAGCCACAAUGUCUCAAUUUUGUAGUAGGCGCUAGUUUCACUUGUUUUUUGAAAAGCAAUGGUUAUGCCAACUUCUUAGAUCAAGAAAUAUCAAUAACCUGCACAAGAAAUUCGUGUCCACUUCAGGAUGGAUCAUGCCAUGCUCAAUCUGUCUCGUCUCUGAGUUCUCAUCUCAUAAGUAGGAGAACAUAAGUGUAAUGACAGGCAAUGAACAUUUGCCCAUUCGCAUGUCAAAGACAAUUCAUUUUCUUUAGUUCAGAUAUCAUAUGGUAAAGACAGGCAAUGCAGUGCGACUACUAUUUCAGUGGAUUUUGUCCCAAUAUCUUAGGCAUAUUUGAAGGCUACAGCCUCAUUUGGAAGAACUUCAAUGAGUUUUCUUUUCUAAAAGUUAAAUUAUUGUCUUAAUUCAACUGCACAUAGUCAUUUGGUAAGAUCUAUAUAACACUGGCUAGUGGCAAAGCUAUCGCUGCAGUGGAUUCAUCCACUAUUCCGAGGAAAGGUCAUUGCUAUCAUUCAUUUUCUUUCCUGAACCAACUUGAUUUUGUGAGCAGCAAGAUGGUCGCAUCUCCUUACUUCUUUUCUUGGUGUUGGGUGUUCUAUCAGUUUAUUAGGGGGAAGGAUUGGUUAUUGCCAAGUCAAGCAGAAGGAGCUAGACUAAACUGCGCACUGCAGAGAAGUCAAAUCAGUAACUUUGAUGACGGCGGUCAUUUCCUCUUCUUGGAAGAUGGUUUUGAUUUGGUAACCAUAAUUAAGGGCGUUGGUUUCUACCGUCGUGGAAAAGGUCUUGACUAUGUUUCAGAUUGCCUGCCACCAAGCCCUGCUGAAAUAAGAAACUAUAUGAAUCGUUCAGGGACCAAUUUGUUCAAACUUCUUUCGUCAAAGUGCCAUGUCUUACUCUAUCCAGGAGGCGUGCCUGAAGCACUUCAUCGUAAGGGUGAAGAGUACAAGCUAUGUUGGCCAGAGCAGCCUGAGCUUGUCAGGAUGGUAGUUCGCUUUGGAGCCAAAAUGGUGCCUUUUGUUGCCGUUGGAGAAGAUGACUUUGGUGAAGUCUUUCUCGAUUACGAUGAGAUCCCACUUUUGAGUGACUUGAUACAACAACUGACGGAAGAUAAUGCAGAAGUGAGGUCUAACGCAACCAGAGAGGUGCCCAAUCAAGAUCAGUGCCGUCCUUUGAUUCGGCCAAAAAUUCCGGGCCGGUUCUAUUAUUGUUUCGGAAAACCAAUUGAAACAGCAGGGUGGAAGCGGGAACUCAAAAACCAGGAAAAAUGUCACGAACUGUAUUUACAAGCCAAGUCAGAGGUGGAGAGCUGCCUGGCGUACCUGAGAGAGAAACGAGAGAGCGAUCCUUAUAGGAGCAUCUUCGCCCGAUUGAUGUACCAGGCCACGCAUGGUUCUGCAUUUGAAACUCCAACCUUUGAACUGUGACGGAAUCUCGUCCAAGAUGGACGACAUUGCUUUUCAAGCUCUUACAGAUUCGUUCUUCA